Kogia breviceps (pygmy sperm whale) is the source of this 2844-nucleotide messenger RNA. Lineage: Eukaryota; Metazoa; Chordata; Mammalia; Artiodactyla; Physeteridae. The record is from RefSeq and is a predicted model, not a curated record.
CCUGCAGCGCCCCGGGAUGCCUAGUACGUGCUGGUUCUUCUAAGCAAUGGAGAAAAAAAGCAGCCGCUCUUAUUUCCCUUUUCAAACAUUUAAGAUGGGCAUUCCUCGUGAUUUGAUGGGGAAACUUUUGUUUCUUGGGUUCAUGCAAUUAUCACACGUAGUUGGCACUUAAACAUUUGUUGCCCUUCUGUGCUAACGUGUUACACUGUAUCAGUUGUGGGAUUUUUACAACUCCGCUUGGGGCCCUUAGAAAGGGCAUGAUUCUAGGAUGAGGUAAUUUGGGGGUAAGCUCAUCUCUGGAGGUACGACUUUGCCCACACUCCUUUUCUCCCUCGUUGCUCCAGAUUCUCCAUUUUCGGUGCUUGCACCUUUUUUCCUCUCAGAUUUUUUUUUUUUUUUGUAUGAAUGGAUGAAUUGUAUAACGUUGAUUGGUGUGUUCUUUUCAGUAGAGCAACUUGUUUACGUUUAGGAAUUAAUAAACUGCCCCGACAGUCGUGUCCGGCAACCGGUCAUAGUUAAUAAAUAGUUAGUUAAACGCUGUUCAUUCGUCGGAGGAGUGACGCAAGAUGUUCCGGGGGACUGUAGCCAGCUUACUCACUGCCACCACUCCCCUGCCUCCCACUUGCUGCUUCCAAACCAGGCUCCUGCUCCCUGCCGUCACUCCCACUGUUGCUGCCUGGUGUAGCAGCUGCCCUGAUUGGCACACCCCCGCUGCCAUCACCACUGAGGCAUAUUCCUAAAGCUUCCAGUGUGAAUUGUUUGAAGGAACACCACUAUCAAAAUCCAGAUACCGGAGACAAAACAAUGUUUCAGUUCUUGAAAAUCUAUCAACAAUCAACAGAUUUACUACUUAAUACCUUUUCCAUGGAGUGGUUGGAAGAACAAUGCAUGUGAGUCUUUGACACCAUGAUAUCCAUCAGGCAAAGAAAAGGAAUACAAACCACAGAAGUUUCAGAGGAUUACGUGACACAAGAAGAAAAUGUGAAGUUGGAAAAUAAAUUGCCAUCUAGUUGUACCAAUAGAAGAUUAUGGACGAUUCUUUCAUUUGCAAUUGGUGGAACUGUUGCCCUUUGCACUGGACUUCUUACAUCUGUCUACCUGGCCACUUUACAUGAGAAUGAUUUGUGGUUUUCUAAUAUUAAGAAAUAUAUAGAGCCAGUUUAUUUUUAUAUUUACACCUUAUUUGGGCUCCAAGCAAUUUAUGUCACAGCUCUUUACAUAACCAGCUGGCUCCUGAGUGGUACGUGGCUAUCAGGACUCUUAGCAGCUUUCUGGUAUGUCACAAAUAGAAUAGAUACCACAAGGGUUGAGUUUACCAUCCCACUGAGAGAGAAUUGGGCGCUGCCAUUCUUUGCAAUUCAGAUAGCAGCAAUUACAUAUUUCCUGAGACCAAACUUACAGCCCCUUUCUCAAAGGCUGACACUUCUUGCCAUUUUCAUAUCAACUUUUCUCUUUAGUCUAACAUGGCAAUUUAAUCAAUUUAUGAUGCUGAUGCAAGCAUUAGUGCUGUUCAUACUGGACUCCUUGGACAUGCUGCCAGCAGUGAAGGUGACAUGGCUGUAUGGUAUACAGCUAACAGGUUUACUCCUUGUCUGCAUUCUUCAGUUUUUUAAUUCCAUGAUUCUUGGAUCAUUGCUUAUCAGUUUUAACCUUUCGGUGUUAAUUGCAAGAAAACUUCAGAAAAACCUGAAAACUGGAAGCUUCCUUAAUAGGCUUGGGAAACUAUUGUUACAUUUAUUUGUGGUUUUAUGUUUGACACUUUUUCUCAACAACAUUAUUAAGAAAAUUCUUAACCUCAAGUCAGACGAACACAUAUUUAAAUUUCUGAAGGCAAAAUUUGGAUUUGGAGCAACAAGAGAUUUUGAUGCAAACCUGUAUCUGUGUGAAGAAGCAUUUGGCCUUCUGCCUUUUAAUACAUUUGAAAGGCUUUCAGAUACUCUGCUUUUUUAUGCCUAUAUAUUUGUUCUGUCCAUCACAGUGACUGCAGCAUUAGCUGUUGCCUUCCGUAAUCUCAGUGAUUCUACAAAUCAGCAAUCCAUGUAUAAAAUGGGAGAGUACACAAUCGCCCUGAAACCAGAAACUGCCUACAAUUUAAUACAUACGAUUCUGUUUGGAUUCUUGGCAUUGAGUACAAUGAGAAUGAAGUACCUCUGGACAUCACAUAUGUGUGUGUUUGCAUCAUUUGGCUUAUGCAGCCCUGAAAUAUGGGAGUUACUUCUGAAGUUGAUCCAUCUUUAUAACCCAAAGAGGAUAUGUAUAUUGCGAUAUUCAAUACCGAUAUUAAUACUGCUGUAUCUGUGCUAUAAGUUCUGGCCAGGAAUGAUGGAUGAACUCUCCGAGUUGAGAGAAUUCUAUGAUCCAGAUACAGUGGAGCUGAUGAACUGGAUUAACUCUAACACUCCAAGGAAGGCUGUGUUUGCUGGAAGUAUGCAGUUACUGGCGGGCGUCAAGCUGUGCACGGGAAGGACCUUAACCAACCACCCGCACUACGAGGACAACAGCCUGAGAGAGCGAACCAAAGCGGUCUAUCAGAUAUAUGCAAAGAGGGCCCCAGAGGAAGUGCACGCCCUGCUAAGGUCCUUUGGCACCGACUACGUGAUCCUGGAAGACAGCAUCUGCUAUGAGCGCAGGCACCGCCGGGGCUGCCGGCUACGGGACCUGCUGGACAUCGCCAACGGACACAUGAUGGAUGGCCCAGGAGAGAAUGAUCCAGAUUUGAAACUUGCAGGCCACCCUCGCUUUUGUGAAGAGAUAAAAAGAAACCUGCCCCCAUACACAGCAUACUUCACUAGAGUGUUUCAGAACAAAACAUUCCACGUUUACAAGCUAUCCAGAAACAAGUAA